AUGACACGACUCGGCAUACCACCAGAGCAGCCGGCUGCAGUGAGACAAUGGGAUCUUCUUAUAGCAGUGAAUUACCCAGCACGACGAGCAGGUGUCAAGAAACGUACAUCUCUUCCUGAAGCGCUAAAGAUAUGUCCUGAUAUCAAGUUCCUUCACGUGGCAACGUAUGGCCCUGGAGAUAUCGAGCCCCAGUAUUAUCCAUCACCAAGUCGCUCCACUCAUAAAGUCUCCCUUGAUCCUUAUCGUGCGGCAUCCAAGAAUAUAUUCAAGAUCUUCCGCAAGUACUGCAAGACAAUUCAGAGGAUAGGAUUGGAUGAAGGAUUCCUUGAUUUGACUGAUACCGUCAACAAAAAGAUCAUCGAUGAAUAUGUACCCCAUCUUUCGGAUAAGAUCGAUGAUGAAGUAUGCGGCGUGGAUAUCGAUUGGGAUGAACUUGGUGUGCCCAUUGGGAAAGAAGAGACCACAACCACAUGGAAGGAUCUACAGCUAGCCGUGGGUGCAAGGAUUGCAAAAGAAAUUCGUCAAGAGGUGUAUGAUGAGCUUCAUUAUACUUGCUCAGCAGGCAUUGCACACAACAAGGUAGUUGCAAAGUUAGGAUCAAGCCAAAACAAGCCUAAUAACCAGACGGUGGUGCGUACAUGUGGAGUACAAGAUUUCAUGCACGACAUGCCCUUCAUGAAUAUACGCAAUUUGGGUGGCAAGCUUGGCAAUGAAGUGGAGGCUGAUCUUGGUAUAAGUACGGCUGGUGAUGUAUGGCAAUUUAGCCUUGAGGAUCUUCGGCGGAAAUUUGGAGAGUCGACAGGGACAUGGAUUUACAAUAUUGUACGAGGAGAAGAUGAUGAAGAAGUUUUGCCUACGAAGGCACCCAAGUCAUUGAUGGCAGCCAAGUCGUUUGUAAAGCCAGUGAAGGAUGCAAAGCAAAUGCAAAAUUGGAUUGGGAUAAUGAGCGCAGAGCUUCACAACCGCAUCAUGACAAAUUUGGAGGAUUUCUCGUUGUGGCCCAAGACAUUGACAAUACACUUUCGAGCCACGCAUGACACAAUCUACCGAACCAAGUCGUUACCAAUGUAUUCACGAGCAAAUUUCCGCAAUCCAGAGAGGCUAUUGCAAAAAGUGACCGAAGCACUAUCAUCGAUUGAAGGAUUGUAUCCAUGCAUCGGCUUUGCAUUGCAAGCAACUGGGCUUGUGGCGGAUGAAGCAGGAAAGCAUUGCGACAUUUCCCAGUUCUUUAUUCAGAAUGGAGAAUCAUCAUCAUCGUCAUCCAGCAAAAACGCACAUUCAUCACCACUACCACCAUCAAAUACCCCAAAAGUUGAAUUGACAACACCAUCAUCACCACGAUUAGAGACACCUCCACCAUCAUCAUCGUCAUCAUCCUCACUCUCCAAUGAAGCGGCCAUUAAGAAAGGAAGCAUUUUGGAGUUUUACAGCAAAAAACAGCCGUCAUCAUCGCCAUCAUCAUCAUCAUCAUCAUCAUCGUCAUCCACACCCAACAAGAGAAAAUCAGGACCUUUGGAUCACUUUUGUAAAAGGAGCCAUCAAGACAUGAAUGAGGACAAUGGCCAAUAUUGGAAGUGCGACAAGUGUUUCAAAUCAAUUCCCAUUGAUGAGGUGGAUGAGCAUACGGAUUAUCAUUUUGCAUUAGAUUUACAAUUAGAAGAGAGGGCUACUAGUCAACCGAAUGUAGUAGGAUCAGUGAAAAGACCCAAAGUAGAACAAGGACCAUCAAAAAGGAAUUUAUUCUUUCAACCACGAUAA
Lichtheimia ornata is the source of this 1758-nucleotide messenger RNA. RefSeq lists its product as uncharacterized. Gene Ontology annotation, molecular function: DNA-directed DNA polymerase activity; damaged DNA binding. The record is from RefSeq and is a predicted model, not a curated record. Gene Ontology annotation, biological process: error-prone translesion synthesis; response to radiation. Lineage: Eukaryota; Fungi; Mucoromycota; Mucoromycetes; Mucorales; Lichtheimiaceae. Gene Ontology annotation, cellular component: nucleus; site of double-strand break; replication fork. The coding region runs from base 1 to 1758 and encodes 585 amino acids. The transcript is spliced from 9 exons.